AUGGGACACAACAAGCGCACAUGCAAAGGAAAAAGGGAGGCUGAGAGAGUAAUACCGAAAGGUGGUAAUAAAAAAGUGAAGACAAAGGGUGGUCGGCAGACUGUUAUAGAAGGAGGAUCACAAGCUCCAAAACCAACUCAAGAUUUACAACAAGGAACUGAUGAAGUUGCUCGUAGAAGGGACCAGUUGACACUUUCCCAAAUUCAUCAAGGAACUGAUUACUCAAUAUUUGGAAAAAUAGAAAAUGCCAAAACUGCUAAAGAAGCGUGGGACAUAUUGAAGCUGUCACAUAAAGGAGUAGAGGAAGCUCAAAAGUCCAAAUUACAAUCGCUGCAUAGAAAAUAUGAAAGGUACGAAAUGUCAAAUUCAAAAACAGUAGAACAAUAUUUUUCUCGUGUUAUUAAUCUCGUCAACAAGAUGCGAGUAAAAGGAGAAGAUAUUCCAUAUAGCAAAUUGGUAGAAAAAAUUCAACGUAUGAUGCCGAUGAAGUUUGACCAGGUGGUGACUAUAAUAAUUGAGUCCCACAAUACAGAUACUCUGUAUGUAGCAGAAUUACAGGGAAGCAUUGAAAGUCAUGUCAACAGAAUAUUAGAAAAGACCAAAAAAGUGAAGAAAGAGGUCAAAAUACUUUCAAUAGAGGAAGAGGAAAUUAUAGAGGCAGAGGCCGAAGAAAUUAUGGAGGAAGAGGACGUGGCAACUUUAACCAAUGGAGAGACAAUAAUUUCAAUCCAUCCAAUCAAGGAAGAGGUGGAAAUAAUUUUGGAUACAACAAUCGUGGUCGGGGAAACAAUUUCGGAUUCAACAAUCGUGGUCGAGGAAGAGGAAUUAUUUUCUUCUCUAAACGAAAUGGUAAAAUCUACCGUGAAGUUUGGAAACAAUUCAUAUAUUCCAAUUUUGGGGAAAGGCCGAAUUUCUACCAGGUUGAAAGAUGGAACUCAAAACUUUAUUGGUGAUGUUUUCUAUGCUCCUGGUCUUCAUCACAAUCUCCUGAGUAUAGGACAACUGUCGGAGAAAAGUUACAACAUGCAGAUUCACAAUGGUUUUGCACGUUGA
This is a messenger RNA of Vicia villosa (hairy vetch), 1053 nucleotides long. RefSeq lists its product as uncharacterized. The transcript has 4 exons. The coding region runs from base 1 to 1053 and encodes 350 amino acids. Lineage: Eukaryota; Viridiplantae; Streptophyta; Magnoliopsida; Fabales; Fabaceae. The record is from RefSeq and is a predicted model, not a curated record.